Molecule: messenger RNA, 2703 nt
Organism: Rana temporaria (common frog)
Lineage: Eukaryota; Metazoa; Chordata; Amphibia; Anura; Ranidae
Gene: BEST3
Product: bestrophin 3
Exons: 10
Coding region: 405-2369 (654 amino acids)
Molecular function (GO): chloride channel activity
Source: RefSeq, a predicted model, not a curated record
UCUAUUAGUCUUUAGUGAUAUAUUAAUGUGCUUUAAGAUUGGUUAAAGAUCCCUUAGUCAAUGGUCUUCUUUGAAUGGCAGGUGGAUUUAUAAAUAUAGAAUAGGAGAGCGCAAGAUCAGCAGCUGUUGGCUGUUUUUGUCCCAUGGAACAGUCUCUGAUGUAACUGACAGUGUGCGUGUUGGCACAAACAGGCUUCCAGCAAGAAAGACACUCUUCCCUCCUGUGCUCGUCAGUCUGGUCUCCAGGGACUCCUUACUGCUCCUUGGGAAGAGACUUGAUUGCCAGCAGAAGGCAACUGUGAGAGUACCAUUUCUGAACGUUACAGUAUUUUUUAACCUCAACAAGGACUUUGUAAGGAUACUGCCCUGAUUGCCAUAUCAGCUUUCAGGAGGAAUAUGCCGAGAUGACAGUCACGUAUUCCAGUAAAGUGGCUAAUGCUACAUUCUUUGGUUUUCACCGGUUACUGCUGAAGUGGAGAGGCAGCAUUUAUAAGUUACUCUACAGAGAAUUCUUUUUGUUCAUCAGUUUAUAUACAACACUGAGCAUCAUAUACAGAUUUUUUCUUACAGAUACUCAAAAACGUUACUUUGAAAAGCUAUCGAUUUACUGUGACAAAUAUGCUGAACAAAUCCCAGUAACAUUUGUUUUAGGUUUUUAUGUUACUCUUGUAGUGAACCGGUGGUGGAACCAGUUUGUAAAUCUUCCAUGGCCUGACAGACUCAUGCUUCUCAUCUCCAGCAAUGUGCAUGGUAGAGAUGAAUAUGGACGGCUACUUCGCAGGACACUUAUGCGUUAUGUUAAUCUCACCUCCUUACUGAUCUUCCGUUCAGUCAGCACUGCAGUGUACAAACGAUUCCCAACAAUGGACCAUGUUGUAGAAGCAGGAUUUAUGACAGCAGAUGAGCGAAAAAUAUAUGACAACCUUAACUCUCCUCACCUUAAGUACUGGGUACCAGCCAUCUGGUUUGGAAAUUUAGCUUCAAAGGCCAGGUCUGAUGGAAGAAUUCGUGACAGCAUUGAUCUUCAGUCAAUGCUUCAUGAGAUGAACCGGUUCCGGUCUUGGUGUGGUCUCUUAUUUGGCUAUGACUGGGUUGGCAUUCCUCUGGUGUACACACAGGUAGUAACUCUUGCGGUAUAUACUUUCUUCUUCGCCUGUAUAAUCGGACGUCAGUUCUUAGACCCUAAACAAGCUUAUGUAGGACAUGAAUUGGACCUCUACAUUCCAGUCUUCACUCUGCUUCAGUUCUUUUUCUAUGCAGGCUGGUUAAAGGUGGCUGAGCAGCUAAUUAACCCUUUUGGAGAAGAUGAUGAUGACUUUGAAACUAACUGGUGUAUAGACAGAAAUUUACAGGUUUCCCUAAUGGCUGUGGAUGAGAUGCAUACAAACUUACCAAAGAUGAGUAGAGACAUCUACUGGAAUGACUCUGAUGCACGACCACCAUACACACUUGCAGCGGCUGACUACUGUAUUCCUUCAUUCUUGGGAUCAACAGUCCAUAUGGGGCUACCUGAUUCUGUAUUUCUACAUGAGGACUGGUUUCUGGAUGAAGAGAAGCAUAGAAGACAACCUUCUGUUUUAAGAAGAGUCAAGCGUUUUUUAAGUGUCCAUGAGCAUCCUGAAUCUCCCGUCAGAAGUACUUUCAGUCGACAGGGAAGUGAUGCUUCAGCUACGUUCUUUCCUUCUGAAACAAGUCACAUAGGCAGUUUCCAUGUUGUUCCAUCCAGAAGAACUAAUAUUCAUGGUAGUAGGAGGCACGGAUCUAUGGAUCAAAAUGCUAAGCCUGGCACCACUAGAAAUGAUCUAUCUGUUAUUCGGGAGUCUAGUAAAUCAAGUACUUCCGUAAGACAACCCUCAAAUGAGAACAGUACAACACCAAACUCAGCUUUAAAUGUACCUGAAGUGGUGGUUAGUACAUCUUCUGAAACGCUAGUCCAAAAUGCCACCCCACUGCAAUCAAAUUCUCCACCUAUAUUAAAUAAUGGAGAAAAUACUGACUGUGUUCAGAAAAACACAGAGCAACCAAGCUCUGAAAUAAUUCCCAAACAAGAUAUUCAGAAACAAGGGUCAAUACAAGUUCCACUGAAUACAGGUGGGGAGAAAUUACAGCACAUCACUAAAGAUCAACAGAUUGCAUCCCAUCGGUUAAGUGAAAUUAUAUUCCCAACACAAAGUCCUUUAACAGGUUUACAGCCACCAUAUACAUCUCUGCAUAAUAUACCUCUUUCUUUGCCUUCAGAAAGGGAAGUGCCUGCUUUAGGUGUUCACUCAAAUUCCACUGAAAAUUUGCUGGAUUUAUUGAGCCACAUUGCCACCAGAGAAACAGACAUUGUCGACUUUCACGAUGAAAAGAAAGAUGGGAAAAUAUAAGAUAAUAUUAAAUCCUGUAAAUGCAAACAUGUAGUUCUGGGACAAGAGAAUCUGCCUAACAAGAGGAACGACUUUCAUAACGCACAAAAAUAUCUAAGAACAAAUGUUUGUAGUCAAGCUACUGACAUGGUCAUUUCAUACUUGUUAUCAACAUGGUGCAAUUCUCGCUGGAAGCAGGGCAUUUGUAUAAUAUAGUGCUUUUUUUCUCAUUUCCAAGGAAAAUAACAGAACGUUGACUGUACCCAUCAGAAGAGGUUUGAAACUUGCACUUAUGAAAUCAAGUUCUGAAUUAGUCACUACUCACUGAAAUAUGGUUCUAAUGCCUCGUGCACAC